UAUUCGAAAAUUGGGAAAUAGUUGUAUUAUAGAAAAUAAAGAAAACGACAAAAUGAUACCGAGAGCAUUCCAAUUGCGCGCAGGCCAGUGCAGCAGAAAAGGGUUUUAAUAGUUUUAUUCUCAAAAUUACCCUUUUCAGUUUCAUUCAACUCACUUACUUACUCACUCACUCACUCCCUCUCUGCGCUAUGGACAAACCGCAGGGCUCAAGCGCAGAGCAGGAUCCCAACGACCCGCACCCGACCCGACACGAGGCCGAUCUCCCAUCCGGGCUAACCCGGGAAGAGAUGGAGGACCUCAAGGCCUCCGUGGUCGACCACCACACCUACACGGUGGGGCCGCGCCAAUGCUCCUCCCUCCUGGCGCAGCGAAUCCACGCGCCGCCGCACGCCGUCUGGGCCGUGGUGCGCUGCUUCGACACCCCGCAGGCCUACAAGCACUUCAUCAGGAGCUGCCACGUCAACGAGGGCUUCCAGCUGGUCGUGGGCUGCACCCGCGACGUCACCGUCAUCUCCGGGCUACCGGCUGCCACCAGCACCGAGCGCCUCGACCUCCUCGACGAUGACCGACACGUCAUCGGCUUCACCAUCGUCGGGGGCGACCACCGCCUCCGCAACUACCGCUCCGUCACCUCCGUCCACGGCUUCGACCGCGACGGCAAGAUCUGGACCGUUGUUCUCGAAUCCUACGUUGUCGAUGUCCCCGAGGGGAACACCGAGGAGGACACGCGUCUCUUCGCCGACACCGUUGUCAAGCUUAAUCUCCAGAAGCUCGCGUCUGUCACCGAAGGAACCAACGGCCACGGUGACUCUAGCCUCUAGGUAAGCAACUCAUAGUUCGGUCACCCCUACAAACAAAUGAUUCGGAAAACCUUUUUCUUUUUUUUUUUUUUGGGAGGGGGGCAUUUUUCAUUUUUCUUUUUCUUUCUAUUUUUUUUUCUGAACCUGUUAUUGUUGUUCAUCACUAUUUCAAAUUACCAGCGUAUCCUUUUUGCUUUAAUAGAUUGGCCUGGGUGCCCCUUCUGGUUCUUGGACUCGAUCUUGUUUCACGUGUGAAAUAAAGUGGCGCAUUAAUUUUUUUUAUUAUUUUAAUUUAUUUCAUAGGUCUAAAUCCAAUGCUUGUGGACAUGGAAUGAAAUGCUAACUAGUGGAUGUGGAUUUCCCUCUAAUAUCUACUGUUUGAUUAUGAUUU
Messenger RNA from Cajanus cajan (pigeon pea), 1191 nucleotides. The record is from RefSeq and is a predicted model, not a curated record. NCBI's taxonomy places the organism in Eukaryota, Viridiplantae, Streptophyta, Magnoliopsida, Fabales, Fabaceae.